Messenger RNA from Nicrophorus vespilloides, 1918 nucleotides. Its product is annotated as nucleobindin-2. Gene Ontology annotation, molecular function: calcium ion binding. Gene Ontology annotation, cellular component: extracellular exosome; endoplasmic reticulum-Golgi intermediate compartment. The coding region runs from base 120 to 1829 and encodes 569 amino acids. The transcript is spliced from 6 exons. NCBI's taxonomy places the organism in Eukaryota, Metazoa, Arthropoda, Insecta, Coleoptera, Silphidae. The record is from RefSeq and is a predicted model, not a curated record.
UUAUUCGUGACCGUUGCGCGUUUAAAUUUAUUAAGCGUAAUAUUCCCAAGUACGCAAAUGGUUUCUGCUUUUUUUUGGUUAACAAACUAACACCAAAAGUGAAAGGAAAAACUUGCAGAAUGUUUCUGAAGUUGUUGCUGCUGGCAGCAGUGCUCCAGUGUGCUUUGAGUCUUCCGGUGGUGAAACCUAAGAAGGAAGAAAUUGUGGAAGAGAAGCCACAAACACCGAACGAUGGUCUCGAAGAUUACGUCGAGUAUCAUCGUUACAUAAGGGAGGUGGUGAACGCUCUGGAGUCUGAUCCGACUUUCCGCGAGAAACUGGAGAAGGCCGACGAGGAGGACAUUCGUUCUGGAAAGAUUGCGCACGAAUUGGAGCUGGUUUCUCAUCACGUUCGGACUCGUUUGGACGAGAUCAAGAGGACAGAGUUGCAGAGGUUGAGGGAACUCGUGGCCAAGAGGAACGAGUUGAUGGGAACCGUCGAUGUCGAUGAUCCGAUGCACCAUCACGUGGAUCACGGUAAUCCGCACACCUUCGAGAUCGACGAUCUGAAGAAGCUGAUCAAGAAGACCAGCGAGGAUCUGGCGAAGGCGGAUAGAAUUAGGCACGAGGAUUUCAAGCAGUACGAAAUGCAGAAGGAGUACGAGAAGCAGGACAAGUUGAAUCACACGAGCGGUGAUGAGAGGGAAAAGUUGCAGCAGCAAUACCAAGAAAUGGAAGAGAAGCAUAAGAAACACGAGAAACUGCACACGCCUGGGCACAAGCAACAGCUUGAGGAAGUUUGGGAGGAGCAGGAUCACAUGCAGCAGGAUUUCGAUCCAAGGACUUUCUUCAUGUUGCAUGACUUGGAUUCCAAUGGACUUUGGGAUCAGGAUGAAGUCAAGGCGUUGUUCAUAAAAGAGUUGGAUAAGAUGUAUUCAGCUGCAGCUCCUGAAGAUGAUAUGAGGGAACGUGUGGAGGAGAUGGAAAGGAUGAGGGAAUCCGUCUUCAAGGAAAUGGAUACUAACGGCGAUGGUUUCAUCGAUUACCAAGAGUUCGUUCAACAGACCAAACGCAACGACUUCGAGAAGGAUAACGGAUGGCAGGGAUUGGAUGAGCAGAAGCCUUACACCGACGAAGAGAUGGAAGCUUACAUCAGACAGUAUCAGAUGCAACAUCCUCCACCGCCGGGAUAUCCUAACGACAUUCCACCAAUCAACCACAACCAAGUCUAUCCACAACCACCCGGACAUCCAAAUCAGGUUUACCCUGCAGGUCAAGUGCCGCAAGCGCAAUUCCAUCCUGGGCAAAUGCCGCAGGCGCAAGUGAAUCCUCAUCAAAUGCCGGUAGGAAACUACCAUCAAGGUCAACAUGAUUUGAACACCAACGAGAUUUAUCCGAGCCACGCAAAUUAUCCAGGUAAUCCGCCGCAGGCUAAUUACCCAGGUAACCAGCAACCGCACCCAAAUCAGGUUUAUCCAGAUACUCAAAAAGUUAGUGGACAAGGACAAUACCAACAACCUCAACAAGCUGCGCAGCAAGUAAACAAUAAUGCAGGCAACGCAAAUUAUCAGUAUCAGCAGCAAAACAAUCCACAAUACCAACAACAAAAUAACCAAGCACAUCAACAACAACAACAACAAAAUUAUCAAGCUAAUCAACAGCAGAACAAUCAGAUUCAUCAACAAACGAAUCAACAGCAGCAAAUGAAUAAUCAACAACAACAACAGAUCAACAACGUUCCACAACAGCAGCAGCAACACACUGCCAAUCAACAACAACAGCAGCAACAACCGUUGACAAAUCAACAUAAGGAUGCUAUAAAUUCCAAUGCGAUUCCGAAGGCUGUCUAAUUUCGCAUCCCUUAAUUUUACCUAAUAAUUGUAUUUAACCGCAUUUAGUCGAAUAUUUUAUACAUUUUUUUUUAUUUACCGAAGAUCAA